CCUGUGUCGCAGGUCUCAACUGCAGAACUUUUGUGUCCAUAAGACUUCCCCUUGUCCUCUCGAGCAGCGGUGUGGGCCAGCACUGUACCGGAACACCAUUUUACAAACACCAAAACUGAAGCUACGAGAGCCCAGUACAGGGAGAUGUCCGAGUUUGAACCCAGGGACUCCCCCGGACUUCAGCCUUCCUGUCGCUCACACCUACUGGAGUCACUCCUGAGGCCCAAGCCGGGCCUCCUGCCCCGGAGUAGUGUUGUAGCCCCAUCCUGGGCAGGUGCUUCCUCUACUGAGCUCCCUGAGUGUCAAACCACAGCCUGGAUCUCCAAGCCGCUGAUGGAGAAGAAACGACGGGCGCGCAUCAACGUGUCGUUGGAGCAGCUGAAAUCGUUGCUGGAGAAACACUACUCUCACCAGAUCCAGAAACGCAAGUUGGAGAAGGCGGACAUACUGGAGCUGAGUGUCAAGUACAUGAAAAGCCUUCAGAACUCGGUUCAAGGACUCUGGCCAGUCCCCAGCGGAGCCGAAUACCCGUCGGGCUUCCGCCGCUGCCUGCCGGGCGUUAGCCAGUUCCUGCGGCGCGGAGAGGAGGGCGGCGGCGGCCCACGCUGCCCCCUGGUGCCCGAGCGCGUGGGCGGCAGCACCAUGGACAGCGCCGAUCCCUGCCCGGAGACUCCCGGAACGCGCGGCUUCUGCGCUCCCGCCGUCUGGGCCCCUGUUCCGGUCUCCGGGGGCUCGCGGUCUCCGCCACCCCGGCUCCUCUUCCCUGAAGGGCUCCCCGGUCCGACCUCCAGCGUCCCGGCGCCGCAGCCAGCAUCUCGCCGUUGUGCAGACAGCCCGGGAGCGGGGCUCCGCGUGUGGCGGCCCUGGUGAGGCCCAAUGCGGUCUCGGACACAAGGAGGCCCCUGUCUGGCUUGGGGACGCAGAGACUGUUUUCAGAGCGCCCGCGGUAAUGGCCGGGACCCCAGUUGUCAGUUCUGGUCAGGGGCGGGGUGGUCGAAAAGGUGCUGCGUGCCCGCAGACGCGGAGAAAUACACGGAACCACGGGGGGACCCGGGUCUGCGCGUCUAGGCAUAAUCCAUCCAUCAGUCCAGCCCCACCUACUCAGGCAGAACCCGCUCUCUUCUCCCGCCCACCCUCCAGUAGGGCUGGGAGCGGGUGUCCCGGCCUGCGCCCUUUUCCCAGGGCUCCCGGAGGAAGCCCGCCCCCGCCCAGCAGCCGAACUACGGUGGGAAGGUCGCCGUCAGCAGCAGCGCAGAGCGGACCCCUCGCAGCGAGGAGAAUUGCUGCCCCGCCCCGGCCCAUUCAGCCAGCCGGAGACGCCCCGUUCCCACCGACCCAAAGCGCGCCGGGCCCCUCCCCGCCCCGGCGGCGAGGGGCCCCAAGCCCACCCCCACCAUGGGCCCUCAGGGCUUCCAAGGAUCCCCACCCCCUCCGCCCGCGGCACGCCCCGCCUCUCCAGAAGUUCCGGCGGAGCUGCCCAACCCCGAAAGAUGCUCCGCCCGCAUGGCUCCGGGAAGUCCCCGUGCACCGCCGCGCCAGUUUGAAGGCUGCUAGAGAGAAGCCGAGUUCCUAUCCUGCGAGAGUUCACCCCAGGGACUCGGCAAAGACCCCCGGCCCCGGUCGGGGAGCCCCCGCCUCCAGACCUCUGGGCCGCCAGGGAGCUCAGGAUCUUCAGCAGCCCUCGGAGCUCUCUGCGUCUGUUUAUUCGUC
This is a messenger RNA of Manis pentadactyla (Chinese pangolin), 1710 nucleotides long. RefSeq names its product hes family bHLH transcription factor 3 (gene HES3). The record is from RefSeq and is a predicted model, not a curated record. The coding region runs from base 145 to 870 and encodes 241 amino acids. Gene Ontology annotation, cellular component: nucleus. Gene Ontology annotation, molecular function: protein dimerization activity; RNA polymerase II cis-regulatory region sequence-specific DNA binding; DNA-binding transcription factor activity, RNA polymerase II-specific. The transcript has 4 exons. NCBI's taxonomy places the organism in Eukaryota, Metazoa, Chordata, Mammalia, Pholidota, Manidae. Gene Ontology annotation, biological process: anterior/posterior pattern specification; regulation of transcription by RNA polymerase II; regulation of neurogenesis.